AUGUUGUUUCGAUUGUGCGCACGUCACCAGAAACUGUUGUCACGCCUACCUGGUUGGCUCCUCUUCUCUGUCAAUCACAUUAUAAGCGCUGCUGAUUGGUUCAGUUACCUGCUCAGGUUUAUAUGCACACUUGUACCGUUUGUCCAGUAUUGCGAUAAGGGCGAAAAUAAGGAAGUGUGUUCAGAACCGAAGCAAAUUACUGGAUGAAAAGAAUCUGGGGAGCUGUGGAGUGCAGACACAGAAACCUACAGCUACAUGUUUAUUAGUUUCCUGCAGGCCAAUAAAACGAGAAGAUAAAAGUCCAAGCUGGCUUCAGUAGUUUUGUACGGUCAGGGAGAGAGGCUGCAAUGAAGAGCGUUACACUAACGGGUUCACUGAAGAAAUGGAACUGAUGGUCACACAGAUUUAUGGAGGCAGACAUCCAAAGCUAGAUUGGACCUCCAGGAGAGACGAGCGUGGCCAUUGGGACGUGCCCAUUUAUGGACUUAAAGGUGCCCCAACCAACCUUCUUAUCAAGCCUCUCUUCCACCGCUACCACCUCUUAGCAAGCCUCUGGUGGGACGGGUUCAUCCUCUGUGCUGAGACUUAAUUAUGAUAUGCCACAGCAACGUCAGCCCCAAGUAUUGGCUGAGGUGGAGUCAACUUUAGCAGCAGUGAUGCAGCAUCAUAAUGCACAAGACUGCGCCCUACAGAACCUCGCAGCGCAGAUGAAGGCACUCCCUAAAGUUGUGGGCUGUGAGCUGCCACCUACUCGGGAUUUGCUGGUUAUAGACGGACAUGGAUCUACUCUGCAGCUUGCAUUAUUGCACGCCAAGUGUGUGUUUCACUGUUUGAUAAAGGGAAGGGAACAAACUCAAUACUUGGUGGAGAAAACGUUGGCUGCAAUACAUCUGAAUCUGAACUGUGAUAAAGAAAAAUAACGUGACAGCGGAUGAAGUUUGUUCCCGAGAACAGGAAAAAAAAACAGUUGUGAUUCUGAUGUUGGUAAUAACAUGAGAUGUAUUCAUUAGGUAAUACUACAGAAAAUGUCUUAUUACCAAUAUGUUUCUUCAUAGUGUGAAUUUGAGGUUUGACUUGGAGUUUUGACAUGCUUUUGACAAAAGCUCUAAGAUUUGACCAAGAAUGGGUUUAAGUUUAUUGAAGACAUUUACACAGACACGUCUACUGAGGAAGUGGCAUAACUGUACUGUAGCUAAAUGUACAAUAGUACCAGUAGUUCCACUCCUCUAUUGUAGCUUUGACUUGUCUGUAGUUACAUUUCAAGUUUUUAUACAACAUUUGUUCUUCUUUAAAUGUUCUUUGUUUUUCUGGAAGUCCUGAUGAGAUUUGUACAAGCAGACUUGAAGCUACAGUACAACGUCUUCAUUUACGGAAGCCAACUGUGCGGCUCUUCUACUACUUCGUUAUUGAGUGUGCUCGCUUUCUCCGUCACCUCCUGGUUUAAUUCCAUUAGCCUGCAAAGAAAGAAAUCUGUCGGGACCCCUCACAUCCUAAGUCCCAUGUUCCAGUGGCUCCCAUCAGGACACAGACUCCCUGAUGCAGGACCCAAAUAGGAGAAACACUGUAAUCCCAGCAGUAGUUAUCCAUCAGAAUGCUGUCCUGUACAAUGACGCUUUUAAUUGAUCUUAUUAGUAAUAUUAAUUUUCCUGGAUGCUUUACCUUAAUUGGCCUUCAGGGAUAAAUAAUAGAGAUAAAGUGUUUUAAAUUGAAUUGAUCAAUACAUUAUAAAUACCUGAAAUACUUAUGUACACAUUAUUCAAAGAAAUAAAUUAAAAACAAAUUUAUGUUGUGAAGUUCACAUGUGAAAAUAUGUCAGUUGUAUAAAAAACAUUUUGCCGUUUCCGCUCACGCACGUCAGCGCGUGCGUCAGUCAAUGUCAUGGUAACAACAAACGCUUGGCCCGACCGAGUCUAUAUAAGGCGCGCAGUCACGGGGGUUCCCCGUUUGCAGUUGGACGCUGACGUUUAGAGACGCAAGCAACGGCAGAUGGGUAGUGAAUUCCGUGUAAAUUUUAAUAUUUAUCACUUAAAUGGCCUGAAUUGUUUGAAAUGAAUAAAGGAUAUAUGUACGAUACAUCUAUUGUAUGUGUAUUUAUGUGUUUAUUGACAACGUAACUUGUCAUUUUGGUCAAAAUUUGAAAAAUAUUCAUAUUUUUAAAAUGGCGACUGCACCGACUGUAAACUCCCGCAGCGCUCCAGCCCUUUUCGGUAUCUGCAGCCUUAAAUAUUAUCGCCUAAGGUUAUUUAAUUUAGUUCAAUGUAAAUCUACCCAUAGACACAUGGCCAUUGUUGGACUUCGCUAACGGAUCAUUCUGUUGCAAUUAAAGUGUCGGGAGUGGAGCAGUGGUUAGCGCCGAAAGCUAAGUAGCGCCCCUGCCAGGAUGCUAUCAAGCAGGGAGAUAAACAUAUUUGCCUGUUUCCGCUCACGCACGUCAGCGCGUGCGUCAGUCAAUGUCAUGGUAACAACAAACGCUUGGCCCGACCGAGUCUAUAUAAGGCGCGCAGUCACGGGGGUUCCCCGUUUGCAGUUGGACGCUGACGUUUAGAGACGCAAGCAACGGCAGAUGGGUAGUGAAUUCCGUGUAAAUUUUAAUAUUUAUCACUUAAAUGGCCUGAAUUGUUUGAAAUGAAUAAAGGAUAUAUGUACGAUACAUCUAUUGUAUGUGUAUUUAUGUGUUUAUUGACAACGUAACUUGUCAUUUUGGUCAAAAUUUGAAAAAUAUUCAUAUUUUUAAAAUGGCGACUGCACCGACUGUAAACUCCCGCAGCGCUCCAGCCCUUUUCGGUAUCUGCAGCCUUAAAUAUUAUCGCCUAAGGUUAUUUAAUUUAGUUAAAUCUACCGUAUAGACACGUUGUUGGACUUUGCUAACGGAUCAUUCUGUUGCCAGUUUAGCAAUUAAAUCUGUGCAAGUGUGAUCUGGAAAUGCAGGCACGAUAUUACAGUUUUUCUCAGUGGCUUUAGUACAAUUCUUAGACCAGAAUUGAAGUUUGCAAAUAUGUGUGUGCAUUUCUCAAAACAAUUUGUACAAACAGCCAAACACUGGAUUUCUUGCAACAGCCUGUAACUUGCUCAAAAUCUUUAGUAACUUCAGGGCCUAAUUAUUGUAUAUUUCCAUCAUGUUUUGAUGUUGUUUCGAUUGUGCGCACGUCACCAGAAACUGUUGUCACGCCUACCUGGUUGGCUCCUCUUCUCUGUCAAUCACAUUAUAAGCGCUGCUGAUUGGUUCAGUUACCUGCUCAGGUUUAUAUGCACACUUGUACCGUUUGUCCAGUAUUGCGAUAAGGGCGAAAAUAAGGAAGUGUGUUCAGAACCGAAGCAAAUUACUGGAUGAAAAGAAUCUGGUUCACUGAAGAAAUGGAACUGAUGGUCACACAGAUUUAUGGAGGCAGACAUCCAAAGCUAGAUUGGACCUCCAGGAGAGACGAGCGUGGCCAUUGGGACGUGCCCAUUUAUGGACUUAAAGGUCGGAUAAGCCUGUGCAUACCUUGUAAAAUGUUCUACGACAACAAGGAUGUACUGAUAGCCUCCCCUGCUGGGCUCGAGAUGUAAGUAGUCAAUCAAGACACGUUCCAUAGGUGAGGUUGUGACUAUACUUGAUAUCGGAGCUCUCACGUGUCACUGGCUUCUUCUGUUUUAAGCAUGGGCACUGUCUAAUCACAUAGGCCUCAAUUUCUCCUCAACGACUUGAUGAGGGAACGACUGAGGCUUAAGUACUGGUAGGUUGAUUACAGAUGACAUGCAGGUUAACAACGACCGGAAAUAAGGCUAGAUUUACUUAGCAUGAGUACUGGACAGGAAGUGGUAACAAAAUAAAACCGGAAAUGAAUAGAAGCAGUGACUAAAUGACUUGGAUUAUGAAAAUGUAAGGCCAAUAGAAUCUUUGCCUGGCUAGACUGUCUGCAUCAACAUUUAUUUUUCCAGGUCUAUGUCGAAUGUCAAAUCUAAAAUCUGACAUACGUUAAAGGAUUAUUGUCUGUGUACAUGGUGAAAUGCGGGGCAUAAAACAGGUAGUCCCGGAAUUUCUCACAGACGGCCCACUUCAGUGCAAGAAAUUCUAACUUGAGUGAGUGGAGUCGAUAAUUCAGCUCAGCUGGGGUAAGGGUCCUUGAACCAUAUCCAAUUACCCUGAUCUUACCAUCCUGGUUCUGGUAAAGGACUGCCCCAAGCCCUUUAUCUGAGGCACCAGAGUGGAGGACAAAUGGUGAUUCAAAAUCAGGGUAGGCUAGGGUAGGAGGGUUUGCCAAUGUGUCAGUUAGCUUAGACAGGGCCUCCUGGUGUUUGUGUCCACCUCACUGGAGUCCUAGAUGGUAGUUGGGCUCUCUUUGCUUUGUGCCCACCAUGCAUCUCUAGUGUCUGUCUUUCGGGGAUGCCCUUUUGUUGUAGAAGCUCAUAAAGGGGCUCUGCAAUAGCUCAAAAACCCUACAAUUCUUUACACAUCUCCCAAAGUGGCUGGUGUGUUGUCCCUCAGAGCAUACACUGCCUCCAGGUCUUUGGGAUCAAUGCGAACUCCUUCCGCUGAGACCAAUCUUCCCACAUAUCUUACUUCUUGUCUGAAUAAGUCACAAUUGUUGGGCCUGAGUUUGACUCCAUGGCUUUGCAGCGCUUGUGGGAACUUUCUUAGUCCUUCGACAUGGUCCUGAAAUGUGCGAGCAUAACAUAAGAUGUCAUCUAAAUAUGGAAUACAAAACUCAUCUCGUAAUGGAGCGAGGAUUUCCUCCAUACUACACUGAAACGCAGCUGGGGCAUUUGUCAGACCAAAAGGGAUUUGCACCCACUCAUAAAACCCCCAAGUACUUAUGAAUGCUGUCAAAUGGCGUGACCCUUCAGCUAUAAACCCCUGAUGGUAUGCUUUCCCUUUGGUCUAAUACAGAGAACCAGCUAUACCCACCCAAAAUGUCUGUAAGGUCCUGGAUCCUUGGAAGUGGGUGUCGGGCUGGGACAGUUUGUUGUUUCAGUGUUCCAUCUUUUUUCUGCACACAGACGACUGGAGCUGAGAAAGGGGAUUUAGAUUUCACUAUCCAUCUUUUCGCUAGAAGAUCCUCAAUAAACUCCUUUUAAAGAGGCUUCCGAAUGGAGGUGUAUGUCUUAUGGAUUGGAGUGCUGUCCUUCAGUGCUGUUAUACACCCCAUAUCACUGUCAUCCUGCGCAAAAGCUGCUGAUUCCUCAUGUAACAACUGUUUUACAGCUCUUUGCUGGUCUUCAUUUAGGUGGCUCACAUCGCCUGGCGGGUCCCAUCCUGUUGCUAGCCCAUUUCCAGUGUGCUGCUGGGUGCCAGAGAUGUUUUCUUGAACGUUAUCUGUCAUGGUUUGUCUCGGUCCCUUAGUUUCAAUUAUUUUGACCACUGGCUCAAUGCUCCUCAACACAGUCCUGCAGAAUAGAGUGACAUCAUGCUUUGUGUGGAUACCUAUGGGUACUCAUAUAGGGGUUCUUAGCCUGGUGGAUCUCAAUCAGACUAUUGCCAAUAUCCAACACUUGUAGUUGUGGAUUGUCUUCAUGAGGUUCAAAGAGUGUGUGGAUUUAUCAUGUCAAACAUUGGCGAUACUUUGCACUUAAUGUGGCUGACUUCAUUAGGUAUGAUAACCACAUCAUGUUGUCCCACUCUCAUCUUGCCUGAAAUUACAGUUUUGCCCACACUACCAAGUGUGGUAGCCUCAUCAGCCUGGAGAUUAAUGGCACCACGGAGUUUUAUGAGCGCAUCACACUUAGGUCCUGACAUUAGCUGCUCAAUCACAUUGAACCCAAUCAGGGGACAAUCUAAAGGCAUGGUGCUUACCAGAAAAGGCAGCUGGACUGAAAGGUUUGGGUCACUGUUGUCCGGGAGGCUUACCAUUACUCCUACCCAACCAUCAUAAGGUAAUGAGUCACCAUUCACAGCCAGCACACUCAAAUUCUUUCGUCCUAUGAGCUCCGCUAGGGGCCGUACUUUGUGGUCAGGAAGGAAGGUUCUGAUCGAAGACACACAAUUUGUUUUCACAUUAGUGGUCUCCCUUGAUUGUGGCUGUUCAGAAAUAUUUAAGGCAUAAGCAUUAGCGGGCGGCUGGCCAGAAUCUGUUGUUUGUCCUCCCUUGAAGCAUCCUGCUGCCAUGUGACCUGCCUCUCCGCAUACAAAGCAGUGGCUGCAUGACUAUGCACCGCUCUGAAUGCAUUUUGUGUUAGUUUGGAUUUGUUUUGGGUGAAUGCACUGACAUGUUCUAUAGGUUUGUUGGCUGUGGGAGCCUCAACCGCUUUUGUUAGUGCAUCAAUUUUGGCAUUCAUUUCCUCGAUGGCUUUGUCUUUAUUCUUGGUUUUACAGUCCAAUAAGUUUUCAGUGUCUUGGCUGGGACUGAGCUGAGCACUAUAAGCAUGUGUUACCUUUUGACGAGAGUAGUUGCCCAAUCUGCGCUGUCUCUCGCUCUCCUCACUGGAUACCUUGGUCACCUGCCUUAUGAGUGCUUUAUCUGACAGAAUAGUUUGACAAGAGAGGCUUUAGUUCGUUACGAAUGUCUGUGUACUUAGGGAGUAGAUCCUGAUGGAUGGUGCGUGGAAACACAUUCUGUACAGUGCAGGGCUCAUAAUCCAAUAUCCAUGUUAUCCUGUUUGGAUGCAGGAACUGCUGGGGACUCUCCUGUUCAUGCUGCUUAGUGCUCAUUAAUUCUUGGAAUCACUCACUGCCACUCUUUUCACUUACUGUAGAUGGGAGCGCAAGAACCUUGUUAGCUCAUUGAGAGUUAAUUCAUCCUUGUUGAUGAGCAUGUCUUUAAAUUGUCCUGGUUUCAUAAUAGGGAGUACUCCUUGAAUGAUUUCAUUGUCGGUAUACUGCCCUCUGAGUCCCUCCUACAUUUGUUUGCACACUAUGGUAGCUGAUGUCAGCUGCACUGUCCCCGACCUGGCCCCCUUGUACCUUAAACUCACUACGCUGAAGUAAAGGCAGGUCUCUCAAAGUCAUCAUGUUAUCGGGCCUACUACCUACCAGGAACUUUAUAUUACUCUCGAUACUAUACUGUUCUGAUAUGGUAUUAGGUACAGGUUGGGAUGCCACUGUCACAGUCUCAUUCCUAUUACUCCUAUGCUGACUAACUUCAACAGUAUGACUGUAAACAAGCUCAGUAAUAGUAUCUCUUAAAGAUAACAAAUAGGAUAAUCCUGAUCCUCUAGUCCAAACAAUGUCUUACAAUUUAAGUACUCACAAAUGAAGUCCUCAGCCUGUCGUUGCUACCUCUCGUCCAGCCCAAGUCACAGCAUGCUGCUGCCCAGGUCAUCCAGCUAUGCCGAGCUUCAGCUCCAGCCCUACCUACCUAGGAUUUUGUGUCUUGUCUUGUUCUGGCUCUCCUCCAGUCCUCCCUCUGCCCACCCUCUGUAUUAAAUCAGUAAUUUACUCUGCUAUUUAGUCUCCAGUACUCACCGUAUUCCUUUGCCAGAUUGUUGCAGGUUAUCACCACUUUCCAGCGUCGUGUCUUCCCGUUUGUGUAUUAUCCAGUACUUGUAUGAUCCAGUACUGUUACAUGCACGUGACAAACUGGACUUAAAAUGCUCACCAUGAGUGGGGAACAGGCUGCUAAGGCAUACGAAUAAACUUGGAGGGAGGUCCCAAAUGCAACUGAAUAAUAACCCAUUUAAUAAAUAAACAUAUAAACACAGAGGAAAAUACAACUAAGGGUGCUGCAAGUGCAGGGUGACUACUAGGAACACAAAUUAAUACUCAUGGAUACCGUAAUGAUUAACUAAGGAUCGCUGCAGAGCAGAAAAAGAAUUCAAACAUAAUCAGAACACUAAACAUGCAACAAACACCAACAAACACUAACCUUGACACACACAGGACAAACAAACCUCGACACAGGAAGCACGAUGACAUUGUAACAAUGCUCGCUGAAACUGACGCCAAUAAACACAGUUUUACUGCAGUCCUGUUCCCCUGCUGUUCAUUUGGGUCCUUCACUCCUCUGUGAAGGAGAGUGUCAAUCAAUCAGACCAUCAAUGUUGCACAUUUUGACUAAUUAAAAGUCAUGUGUGUCUGCAUUGGGAACAAAUCAGUAAAUGUGGGAAGAAGGUCCUGUGUUGUGGAUUACCAACUGUUUCUGUGACACAAGAGAGACUGGUUUGCUCCUCGCCCUGCUGAUUUUUCUAAUAACUUCAACAGGUAAAUUGUACAUUUUCACAUAUUCUAUAUUCUGUAUUUACAGUAAAGAGGGAGAUUAGUGCAGCUUAAUGCAGCCAUUUACCAGUUUGACCUGCCAGAGGUAUCCUGGGUUUUUGUUUUCAGUUCUGUUUUUAUUUGUUUUGUCUGAUUUAAUUAUGCUCAUCACCUACACCUGUUGUCAUUCUCAUGUAUUUAUGCUUUACCUCAUCAUUUCUCUCUUGCCAGUGUUUUUUGUGACUGUAAGUGAAUUUAGAUGUUGUACUUUGUCCAGCAUGUCUGUGUGAUUCAGUGUGUCUGGUUAUCUGUCACCUCAGUUUGUAUGUGAUUUGUCUGGUCUUUUUAUACUCUAGUUCCCUGUCUGUUAUUCACUGUUUUCUCCUGGUCAGUAUUUCCGUGUGUUAAAUUUUUAUGUUUACCAUGUAUGUCUUGUGGGAUGUUCAUUGGGCUUCACCCUCUUGUUUUUAGUCAGGUUUAAUAGGCUGAAGCUUAAAUAUUCUUUCUUGGGGGUUUCAGUCAGUUUUGGCAUUAGUUGCCUUGAGUAUUGGUAAUUUUCCCUGUCAGUCGACUUGUAAAGUGCAGCAAUUUGUAACAGCAUCAGGUCCUUCUGACAGUGAUAACCAUCGCCACCAGAGCCUGACAGCAGCUUAUCAACUCUGUGGUUUAACUAAAACAAGUUGCAGUGACUCUAAUCUUCUUUACUCAGGAACCAGAGGGACAAACCCAAAGUCACAUUUAUUACAGGGAGACGAUUCUGAGCCGAGCCUCAGUGAGCCUCAGUCAGACGAAUCGAAGUGAAGCUCCACCUGGUUCAGGUCCAGAUCUACGCUAAAGACACACGGUCCGACAGGCUGAGACUUCAGCUGGACAUGGAUCAUGUACUGCUGCUGCUGCUGUGGACCUCAGAACCUGUCAGGUUGGUGGGAGGAGACAGUUAUUGUGCAGGUACACUGGAGAUGAAACAUAAAGGAGAGUGGAGACCAGUGGAUGGAUUCAGGUGGACCAUGAAGGAAGCAGCUGUCGUCUGUAGAGUGUUGGACUGUGGUUCUGCUGUUUCUAUAGGACAGAAAAGAAUUUCUUCGAUUUUAAGUGUGUGGGGGAUCAGGUCUAAUUGUGUUCGGACUGGAUCUGCUCUGAGGGAGUGUGUAACAUCAUCUCACUCUACACUCACCCUAAACUUCGUCUGCUUAGACUCUGUCAGGCUGCUGAAUGGGACUGGUCCGUGUUCAGGCAGACUGGAGGUCAGGUCCAACCAGUCCAACCAGGGGUGGUCCUCAGUGUGUGAAGCUGACUUUGACCAGCAGGAUGCAGAGGUGGUCUGUAGGGAGCUUGGCUGUGGGGCUCCUUCAGCCCUCCAGGGGGCGCUCUAUGGAGAAGUGGAGGCUCCGUUCUGGUCCGAAGAGUUCAUGUGUGGAGGCCACGAAUCUGCACUGCUGGACUGUAGAAGCUCAGAUUUAGCUAGAACCACAUGCUCACCUGGCAAAGCUGUUGGACUCACCUGCUCAGAAUCUGAAGGGUUCAGAUUGGUGGGAGGAGACACUCACUGUGCAGGUAGACUGGAAUUGAAACAUGAAGGAGAUUGUAGAUCAAUGGAUGGAUCUUACUGGACCCUGAAGAUAGCAGCUGUUGUCUGUACAGAGCUGGACUGUGGUUCUGCUAUUUCUACAGUGCAGAGAGAGGAGUCCUCAGAGAGAUUAACUUGGGGGAUCAACUCUAACUGUGUUCAUUCUGGAUCUGCUGUGAGGGAUUGUGUAUCACCAUCUUACUCUUCCUUCUAUCUGGACCUCACCUGCUCAGACUCUUUCAGGCUGCUGAAUGGGACUGGUCUGUGUUCAGGCAGACUGGAGGUCAGGUCCAACCAGUCUAACCAGCGGUGGUUCUCAGUGUGUGAAGCUGACUUUGACCAGCAGGAUGCAGAGGUCGUCUGUAGGGAGCUUGGUUGUGGGGCUCCUACCGCCCUCCAGGGGGCGCUCUAUGGAGAAGUGGAGGCUCCAGUGUGGUCCAGAGACUUCCAAUGUGGAGGCAACGAGUCUGCACUGCUGGACUGUAGAAGCUCAGACUCAGCUAGAACCACCUGCUCACCUGGCAAAGCUGUUGGACUCACCUGCUCAGAACCUGUCAGGUUGGUGGGAGGAGACAGUCGCUGUGCAGGUAAACUGGAACUGAAACAUGAAGGAGAAUGGAGACCAGUGGGUGGAUUCAGGUGGACCCUAAAGGAAGCAGCUGUUAUCUGUAGGGAGCUGGACUGUGGUUCUGCUGUUUCUAUACAAGAGUGUGAAGAGUCUUCAGAGAGACUUGUGUGGGGGAUCGACUCUGACUGUCUGCUUUCUGGAUUUGGUCUGAGGGAGUGUGUUACAUUCCAUGAAUUGUAUACAUUCAUCCAGAAUCUUACCUGCUCAGCCAGCUGGGUUAGGCUCCAGCACCCCCGCGACCCCGCAUAUGGGACUAAGCGGCUUGGAAAAUGGAUGGAUCGAUGGAUGUCUCCCAUCAUGCCCAUUGGUUGUAGAGCAGACUCUGUCAGGCUGCUUAAUGGGACUAAGCUUUGUUCAGGCAGACUUGAGGUCAAGUCCAACCAGUUCAACCAUUUCAACCAGUGGUGGUCCUCAGUGUGUGAAGCUGACUUUGACCAGCAGGAUGCAGAGGUGGUCUGUAGGGAGCUUGGCUGUGGGGCUCCUUCAGCCCUCCAGGGGGCGCUCUAUGGAGAAGUGGAGGCUCCGUUGUGGUCCAAAGAGUUCCAAUGUGGAGGCAACGAGUCUGCACUGCUGGACUGUAGAAGCUCAGGCUCAGCUAGAACCACCUGCUCACCUGGCAAAGCUGUUGGACUCACCUGCUCAGAACCUAUCAGAUUGGUGGGAGGAGACACUCGCUGUGCAGGUAGACUGGAACUGAAACAUGAAGGAGAGUGGAGACCAGUUGAUGAAUUUGACUGGACCCUAAAGGAUGCAGCUGUUGUCUGUAGAGAGCUGGACUGUGGUUCUGCUGUUUCUAUAUUACAGACACAGGAGUCCUCAGAGAUACCUGUGUUUUGGAUCAACUCUCAAUGUUUGCAGUCUGGUUUUGCACUAAGGGAGUGUGUAAUGUCAUCGACAAAUGAUUAUGAAAUAUUUUCUGGCAUCUUGAAUAUCAUCUGCACAGACCUGCUGCUUCAGCCAGUCAUCUCUGUGGACGGGGUUUCUCAUGUCGGUCAGCAGGGGUCACAGGUUGUCAAAGGUUUCAGCUUCACAAUCAGCUGCUCCAUCCAUCCACAGUACCCUGGAGGCUUCUUCCAGCUCAUCUUCACCUCCUCCUUCUCCAAUGCAGAACACAACUACACCCAGCCAGCUGUCAAUCACUCUGCUCGCUUCCUGUUUCAUGCUGCAGAGCCGACCCACCAAGGAAACUACACCUGUGUUUAUCAGGUGUAUGUUUUCUCUCUUAACUUCUCCUCAGAGAGCCAACGGCUGUCUGUCAGUGUCUCAGAUCCAACAGUGUUUUUCCUCAAAGUGGUCGCCCUGCCUCUGACUCUGCUGCUUCUCAGUGCUGCCCUUUACAUGUACUAUAAGGCCACCAGAGGGCAGAUGUUCAACAGACAGGAGGACACUGAGCUGGUGAACUAUCCAUUGGGUGUUGGUGCAGCUGAAGAGGAGGGAGACGUCCUAGGUGUUCACCUCACAUCCGGAGAAAUCUGAGACUUACAUUUAAUUUUGAUCUUCCUUUUACAGUAAAGGACUGUUUUCCACUCACCUGCUGAGUUUACGUUACCUUAAGACAUAUGGACAUAAAACAUACAUGUAAUACUUGAACCAAUAAAUAGAUAUUUACAGAAAACAGGCAUGUGGCCACUAAAUAAAAACAUACAUGCACACAUA
Messenger RNA from Betta splendens (Siamese fighting fish), 11961 nucleotides. Its product is annotated as scavenger receptor cysteine-rich type 1 protein M130-like. The transcript has 19 exons. Lineage: Eukaryota; Metazoa; Chordata; Actinopteri; Anabantiformes; Osphronemidae. Gene Ontology annotation, cellular component: membrane. The coding region runs from base 8983 to 11781 and encodes 932 amino acids. The record is from RefSeq and is a predicted model, not a curated record.